Molecule: messenger RNA, 3338 nt
Organism: Erpetoichthys calabaricus (reedfish)
Lineage: Eukaryota; Metazoa; Chordata; Cladistia; Polypteriformes; Polypteridae
Gene: kcng1
Product: potassium voltage-gated channel, subfamily G, member 1
Exons: 3
Coding region: 1031-2548 (505 amino acids)
Biological process (GO): protein homooligomerization; potassium ion transmembrane transport; regulation of delayed rectifier potassium channel activity
Cellular component (GO): voltage-gated potassium channel complex; membrane
Molecular function (GO): delayed rectifier potassium channel activity
Source: RefSeq, a predicted model, not a curated record
UUUUCCAUUUAAGCUGAUAUAUAAAAAAAUGCACUUUUAGGUUCAGAAUCUUAAAAAGAGCAUUGUUCGGCUACUCAUUCGCCUAGUAUCUGGCGCGCUGUUCCGAGGAUCGCAACUGUGCAUCCUAAGCAGAACAGAGAAAUACGAGACAUGUACUUUGUGAUGUGUAAAGGAAAACCGCCUGUGAGACAGAAGCAGGAGCGAGAAACACACUAAAGGAAGAAAAUGCAGCCCAUGAGCAGUGCUCUUUAGUUCCUACCAGGUGGACGGAUAAGGCCAAGAGCGUCAAUGAAGCUUUGUCAUAGUCACCGAAGUUUUACGCACAUCGGUCCAGGUGGAAUAAAAGGCGAUUUGGCCGAUAAAAUUUUAAAACUUCACUGGUGUGCUUAUUAGCUGAUCUGCGACAAAGUGCAGAGACUAGUCAGAAAGACGGUGACUCAUCUGUCAAUUGCGAGCGUAUAUUAAUUACCAUUUGAAGAGGGAAUGCGCCCUGUUUGCUCCUCCUGGUUGCUAUGGAUUUUAGUCUCAACGCUUUCAUGAAUAAAAAUCACAUCCUCUCGCUGUUGCCAGUGUGCGGAGAGCCGUCUGCAGAGCCGGCGGCAGCCUGUUGAUCGAAUCAUCAUCAAUAAAGAAGACUGGAUCGUUUCUGAAGUCCAUACAUACGUGUAUACAGAGAAACCCUGUCAUUCAAAGGCUGGGGAGAAAGGUAGCUAGGACUGUAGACACUUUGUGGAGUUUAGAGGAACAAUUCGCAACUUAAUUGGAGCCGCGUGAGUACAUAACCCCGAGAUCUUCAAAGUUACUAAAAGCGACUGCUCAUUAGGAAGGCUGUGGAAGUGAACUGCUGAAUAGCUUUGGAAGGCGGCGUGUUGUUUCCCCCCUAUUCAGUAUCAACAAAAGGGAGUAAUCAGUAGUACAAUAAACGUGAAAACUGUGCGUCUUCUUCUGCAAGAGAAACACCUGCGAGAAUCAAAGAGUAGAGUAUUGCAUCUGGGAACAAAGUCCAGUGAUAUGACAAUUUCAGACCAAGAUGACACUUCUGACAGGUGAAGGAUCUGAUUAUGAUUACAGAUCCCUAAGUUGCACCUCAGACAAUUCCAUUAAUCAAAUCCCCUUUCAUGAGAGUGAAACUGUCAAAGGGGCAUUUUACCAAAGGGCCCACCUCAUUCCAUCCAGCAAAGACCUUUAUGGUAGUGCACAUCCUGGAGAUCGGAAACAUCAUGCUAUCAUCAAUGUCGGAGGGAUUAGAUACCUGCUUCCUUGGACCACAUUAGAUGACUUCCCUCUCUCUCGACUGGGACAGCUAAAAUUCUGCACUAACUUUGAUGAGAUCAUGAGCCUCUGUGAUGACUAUGAUGUGACUUGUAACGAAUUCUUCUUUGAUCGCAACCCUGGAGCUUUUAGGACCAUUAUGACCUUUCUAAGAGUUGGAAAGCUGAGAAUGUUAAGGGAAAUGUGUGCACUGUCUUUCCAAGAGGAGCUGUUGUACUGGGGUAUUGAAGAAAGCAACAUUGAGAGGUGCUGCAAAAAGAAAUACCUACAGAAGAUUGAAGAGUUUGAUGAAAUUAACCAUAAGGAGGAAUUACUAGAGGGUGACAAGCCAUAUGAGACACCUGAAGAGACAAGAUUUGGAAUUUGCAUGGGAAAGCUUCGUGACAUGGUAGAAAGACCACAGUCAGGUCUUCCUGGAAAAAUAUUUGCCUGCCUGUCUGUGCUGUUUGUUACUAUCACUGCAGUGAAUCUUUCAAUAAGCACAAUGCCUGGUCUGAGGGAAGAGGAAGAAAGCGGGAAGUGCUCACAGAUGUGCUACAACGUUUUCAUAGUGGAGACCGUCUGUGUGGCGUGGUUCUCCCUUGAGUUCACGCUGCGAUUUAUCCAAGCACGUAGCAAAUUUACCUUUCUGAGGACACCCCUAAACCUAAUUGACAUUGUGGCCAUUUUACCUUAUUAUAUCACAUUGCUGGUAGAUAACAGCUCAACAGGCAAUAAGAAACUUGGAUCUGGCAAUAGCUAUUUGGACAAAGUUGGUCUUGUACUUCGAAUUCUCCGUGCCCUGCGAAUACUCUAUGUGAUGCGCCUUGCACGACAUUCUCUGGGUUUGCAGACACUUGGGCUUACGGCAAGACGGUGCACCCGAGAGUUUGGCCUCCUACUGCUCUUCCUCUGUGUUGCCAUAGCUCUAUUCUCACCUCUUCUGUACCUCAUCGAGAAUGAAAUGUCUGGAUCUCAAGACUUUACCAGCAUUCCUGCAUGCUACUGGUGGGCAGUGAUCACCAUGACAACAGUGGGCUAUGGGGAUAUGGUUCCUCGAAGUAUUCCUGGCCAAGUAGUUGCACUAAGUAGCAUCUUGAGUGGCAUCCUGCUGAUGGCAUUCCCUGUGACUUCCAUAUUCCAUACUUUCUCAAGAUCAUAUAUUGAGCUGAAGCAAAAACAACAAAGGGUCCUCCAUCAGUCAUCUAAGUUCCUUACUAAAAGUAGCUCCCAACUCAGCAAUGUUUCCCUGGAAAGUGACAUUUUGUUCUCAUCAGACUUAAGGGACAAAGAUUAAAUGGGAUGCUGUAUUUCAGGCUGUAUAAUGUGAUGUGAAGGAAUUACUGCCUUUAAUGAAUGUCAGUUUUCUGGCUCCUUGUUUAACUUGAAAUUCACAUCAGGAAAAAUUCUAUAGUAUUGUCUUAAUUGAAAAUGGACCCAUGGUGGGAGUUUUUACAGUGUUGUCUGUGUAAUCUUCCACACAAAAAUCCACUUUUUCUAAUGGCAUUGAAUUUCUGAUUAUUUGUUAAGAUUUUCACAUGUACUCAGUCUUAUGACCUCAGCUUCAAACAGGUUUGGAGGGUUCAGAAAUAAAGUCAAAUGCGUUUCACCAGGUUUCCCUGGAUAUGGUAUGUGUCUCUAAAUAUAGUGUGUGGCGAUCCCGUCAACAAAUAUAUGAGCAUAUGAUAAGAUAAUGCAAUGUUUAGCAUAUUCCUCUUAUUAUUAUUAUUAUAACAAUGUGCAAGAAUACAGUUAAAUGAAUGCAUUAGUGUGUCUAAGAUAGAAAUGUAGAAUUACAUAAAGGUAGAAUCAUUCAUUGUCUGACAAUUGUUAUUGUUGCAUUUAAGAUUGGAAUGAAUAUGACUGUCUUUAGAUCACAAAAUAAUAGAAUCUGGAAGUGUUGUCUGGUGGUGAUAAAAGAAAUCCUAAAAAUAUUUAAUGUUUUGUCAAGUCAUUUUUGAAAACAUUGCAUACAGGAAAUAGUCUAAUCUGCACCAAUCAAACAGAUUACACAAAAGCCGUAGAAACGAGAAAUUUGAAUCCUAGUAAUUACUGUUUUGAAUGCUGCUUUUAGGAUAGUAGCAGGG